AGGAUAUAAUAAUUCAGACCUUGCUAAUUGUAAAACCUUUUUUAAAUUAUCCCGAAUCUGCAUUAAUGAGUGUCAUACCUAACAGAGUACGAGUACGGCAAGUCACGGGGAUUCCAUACUCUGUAUAG
Molecule: messenger RNA, 128 nt
Organism: Acaulospora morrowiae
Lineage: Eukaryota; Fungi; Glomeromycota; Glomeromycetes; Diversisporales; Acaulosporaceae
Source: the annotation of a GenBank genome assembly